Molecule: messenger RNA, 2187 nt
Organism: Tachyglossus aculeatus (Australian echidna)
Lineage: Eukaryota; Metazoa; Chordata; Mammalia; Monotremata; Tachyglossidae
Gene: SLC7A9
Product: solute carrier family 7 member 9
Exons: 14
Coding region: 262-1743 (493 amino acids)
Biological process (GO): amino acid transmembrane transport
Cellular component (GO): membrane
Molecular function (GO): L-amino acid transmembrane transporter activity
Source: RefSeq, a predicted model, not a curated record
CCUAAGUGUCUGGCAAAGCAGAUGUGAGCAUCUCUCAGAAGGACAUAAUUAUAUGAAACAAGAUUCAUGAAGGGAUAUGAAGAUACAGCAAGACAAUCAGAUCAAGCUUCCUUCACUCCUAACCAUUAAGACAUGGACAUUCCCUUUUGAGAGCCUUUCUAUAGAAGUAAUCAGAGUAUCCUAGGAGGAGAAAAUCCUGUCUGCUAGAUUUAUAAUCCACAAGGACAAAUAAAUAAGCAUCCUAGUCCCUGACAGGUUAAAAUGGAUGAACAAGCCAUAAGAAAAAGGAGAUAUGAAGGAAAUGGACAAGAGAAUGAGCAGUCUUGCACGGGUAAAGAAGUCAAAAGUACAAAUCUCCAAAAAGAGGUGGGUCUGAUUAGCGGGAUCUGUGUUAUUGUUGGCACCGUAAUUGGCUCCGGAAUCUUUAUUUCACCCAAAUCUGUGCUAAGCAACAUCGGAGCUGUGGGGCCUUGUUUGAUCAUCUGGACAGCCUGUGGGAUCCUUGCUACACUAGGUGCACUGUGUUUUGCUGAACUUGGCACAAUGAUAACCAAAUCUGGGGGCGAGUACCCUUACCUGAUGGAGGCCUUUGGACCCAUUCCUGCCUACCUGUUUUCCUGGACUAGCUUAAUAGUCAUAAAGCCCAGCUCCUUUGCCAUCAUUUGCCUCAGUUUUGCCGAAUAUGUUGCUGCUCCGUUUUAUCCCGGAUGCGAGCCCCCUUCCAUCGUCAUCAAGUGUCUCGCGGCGGCCGCCAUCAUGAUCAUCACGACAGUGAAUGCCCUCAGUGUCAAGUUGGGGAGCUACGUCCAGAAUUUUUUCACCGCGGCGAAACUGAUCAUUGUGGCCGUCAUCAUCAUCAGCGGCAUUGUCCUUCUGGCACAAGGGAAUACAAAAACUUUUGAAAAUUCUUUUGAUGACACUAAGGUGUCACUGGGUGCUAUCAGUCUGGCAUUUUACAAUGGACUCUGGGCAUAUGAUGGAUGGAAUCAGCUAAAUUACAUUACCGAAGAACUGAAAAACCCCUACAGAAACCUUCCCUUGUCUAUAAUUAUUGGAAUCCCCCUUGUAACAGUAUGCUAUGUGCUGAUUAAUGUUUCCUACUUCACUGUAAUGACCUCAACAGAACUCUUGCAGUCCUCGGCUGUGGCAGUGACUUUUGGUGACAGAGUUCUCUAUCCCGUUUCCUGGAUCGUUCCUUUAUUUGUGGCAUUUUCAACGAUUGGAGCUGCCAAUGGAACCUGUUUCACAACGAGCAGACUGGUUUAUGUUGCAGGUCGUGAAGGCCACAUGCUGAAGAUUCUCUCUUACAUUAGUGUCAAGCGCUUAACACCUGCCCCUGCAAUCAUCUUUUAUGGCAUAAUGGGCAUUAUUUAUAUUAUUCCUGGAGAUAUCAAUACCUUAAUCAACUAUUUUAGUUUUGCCGCAUGGGUCUUUUAUGGAUUGACUGUACUUGCACUGAUUGUUAUGAGGUUCACAAGAAAAGAUCUUAAGAGGCCAAUCAAGGUGCCCAUUGUCAUUCCCAUCUUGGUGACUAUAAUCUCAAUAUACCUGGUUUUGGCUCCAAUCAUUGGUGAACCGGCAUGGGCAUACCUAUAUUGCGUCAUAUUUAUUUUGAGUGGUCUCAUAUUUUACUUCCUAUUUGUUUACUACAAGUUCAGCUGGGCUCAAAAAAUCUCAAAACCUUUCACCAUGCAUCUCCAGAUGCUCUUGGAAGUUGUUCCCCCAGAAGAAGAUCCUGAAUAAUACACUGAAAUUUCUAAUGCCUCAAGUUAAGGCGUAGGAUGAAUAUAUUUUUAUAUGGAAGGGCUUGUAACUCCUUUUUUUUCUUGAUGUGCGUAAGUUUUCCCAACAGUAAAUGUAUUCAGAUGUUUCUAAUAUCUUAAUACUUCUGGAGAACUCAGAAGUUCUCUGAGCCCGGAGCUCUAUGUGGUAGAAGCGAUUGGUUGUUCGCUAGAACAGUGCUUUGCACAUAGUAAGCGCUUAAUAAAUGCCAUUAUUAUUAUUAUUAUUAUAAAGCCAGCAUUGUGGUGGUCAGUCAAAAUUAGUUAUGGAGCAAGAACGCUUCACUGACCUAAUUUGAGAGGUAUUAAAUAAAAUGUCACUAUUGUUGUGGUAGUUAUUUAACAAGGGGAAACUCCUCGUUUAUUUAAAAUGAUUGUCAUUAAAAGUAUGUUCUUUAGUCUCCAA